Messenger RNA from Homalodisca vitripennis (glassy-winged sharpshooter), 3087 nucleotides. RefSeq names its product GATA zinc finger domain-containing protein 1. The transcript has a single exon. NCBI's taxonomy places the organism in Eukaryota, Metazoa, Arthropoda, Insecta, Hemiptera, Cicadellidae. Gene Ontology annotation, cellular component: nucleus. Bases 364 to 1101 code for a protein of 245 amino acids. Gene Ontology annotation, biological process: chromatin organization. The record is from RefSeq and is a predicted model, not a curated record.
UUUGUUAAUAAUAAUUAUUGAUCAGACAGGUUAAGUGUAAGAAAGGGCCAUGAGGCCCUAACUUUGCCUGUUUAAAUAAAGGAAUUUUCAUUUUCAUUUUCAAAAAAAAAAGUCAAAAACAGAAAAAACAUUUCGAAUUGACAGUUACUGUCAUUUUUAUAGUGAUGCCCUUCUGCUAUUUGUUAUAUUUAUUUAUUUAAUGUGGUGUUUGAAAACAAAUACAAUUUCAUUUUUCUAUUUCUUCAUGUAGUUUUAUUUUUAAUGCUAAUUUUAUUAAUGGCUAUGUCAUUGACGAGAACUACUAAAGUGAAUCAAUCCAUGAUUUGGAUUGGGUUACUUGUGUUGUAGGCCUACCAAUUUUAGAUGAUAUUAAUAUCUACCACUAGAAUGUCCAUCGUGGCGCGUGCUAAAAUGUCUCAAAAUGAUAAGGUGCAGUGUUUUAAGUGUGGUAAGACAGAAAGCCUCAUGUGGCACCGGAAUGACAAGGACAUUAUGUGUAAUGAUUGUAAUGAAAGUGACAAAACUGUAAAAGUGGAAGAAGAUGAAUUGAAGCAAACGGCAACAUUAGAGAAACCCAAAGCUUCACCAAGAAGAAGCACUAAAUCUACUAUGAAUUAUAAAACUAGACAAAAUCCCAAUGCUCUACCCAAGCAAGUUGCUCUUAAAGGAAAAGGUAAGAGAAAUGUUUUCAAGAAAUCAACGCCUAUAAAACUUCAGAAAUCUAAAUCGUGUUUUACAACUGUAAGUUGGGCCCUUCAUAAGGGCACAUUAUACAGAAUAGGAGAUAUAGUUUCUGUGAAUGAUGAAGAGGGCGAUACAUACUAUUGCCAGAUCAAAGGAUUGAUGAUGGAUGAAUAUUGUCAAAAGAGCGCCUCCAUAACUUGGCUUAUUCCUACCUAUGAUGAUUCUCCAUAUGUCAGGGAGGGCUUUGAUGCACUUACAUUCGUAGCUGGUCCUGAUGACGAUUUGCCUAGGAAUCUAGAUUGUUUUGAGUUUGUCAUGCAUGCUCCAUCGGAUUACUUCAAAGCCAAUAGCCCUUUCCCUACAGGAUUGUCACAGCCAAAAGGAUCAGGGUAUAUUUGGAGACGCCUUGGAAGAUAAGUCGGAGUAAAUCUUAUUUCUACAUACUUUUAAUACAUGUUUUCAUUCUUUUUCAGAGUGCUUAAAUAUAUAUGUACUAUCUCAAUCUCAUGAAACAAUCCUAAAUAUAUCCUAUAUUUUGGGUAGACUUGUAAGCGGACUAGACUCGUUAUUCGAUUGUUAUUGAACGAUUUAGUAUAUUACCAAACAUAGUUUUUAUAUAAUAAUUAUAUAACACGAAUAAUAGUACAUUAACAAUAAUAAUAACACAUUACGAUCACAAAAGCAAUUAAAAAAUAGCAUUAUAAAUAAUCAACUAUAACGUAGGCUUACAUGUCAAGAGAUACUGGCUGCAGUACAAUAAGUGGCCACCACAACAUGAUUAUCGAAUCAUGGGUAUUCAUGAGUAUCGUGUCCUAGAUAUCCAUGUCUGUCUGAAAGUACUGAAAACAGAAUGUCAUCAAUGUACGUAAUAGGCAUUUUAAAUAACAAUAUAGUUCCAAUACAGACGGGCAGUGUUAGUGUUAGUAACUAGUUAUUCAGUGGUAAUAGUUAUUCAGUGAUAAUCUAUUACCAGUAUAUUAUUUCAGUAACAGCUGGGCUGAAUGAUGUGGUGUUUUCAUAACGACUUUCUGGUUUUAGGUUACACAGGUUUUAGUAAACAGUUCUACCCGCAGCCAUUUCAUACAAGUAAUGAGACUAGGAGUGGAAAUAUUACACUAUGGAAAGUUAUUGUGCGAUAUUGUAAGUAGGUUUAGAUCAGUUUAUCAUAAACAUGUUUCUAGCGUCAAAGAUGAAAGAUAACAUAUAUAAACCUAUUACCUAUUAUCUUUAUUAUUUAUUAAGAUUACAUAUAUUAUAUUACCUAUUACCUUUAUUUUUGUAUAUGUGAGAAAUAAAGUUUCUUUCUUUCUGUAAGCUUUACAAGCGAUCACUUAAUCUGAGCUUGAAUUUGAGUCCUAUCUCGAGGGAUGUUUUUUUUUUAUUGGCAUAAGUACGGGGUGACCACCAAAGCCCACACUGAUGACUAAGGGCAUUUCUGGUUAGUACUUUCCUCACCUCAAAUUUAACUGUGAAAUAAUUUAGUGCAAUAAUGUCGAACUUAUGUUUUAGACUUUUAAGAUUAUAUUAGAGUUAAGCUAUAUUUUUAUACACAAACAAAAUAUAUACAUUUUAGAUUAUAAAAAAACACAACUUUAUUGAUUUUUUUAUACACAAAAGAAAUAUAUACAUUUUAGAUUAUAAAAAAAACACAACUUUAUUGACACUAAGUUUGAGUCAGCGUAGUACUUAAAUAAUUACUUUAUAAGGUAAACAUGUCUGUCAGCAUUUAAAUCGUUCUAAUCGAUAGUUUGGUCAUUCGAGUGUUAAUAUAUGAGUAUGUUGGUGACCGCUUAUUAUACUGCAGCCGAGAUAUUUUACAAUACUCAGAGCUGGCCAGGAUAGCAGUGAGGAACCGCUUUUUUGAAAUGGAGGAAAGGAUUUUACCCAGACAGGCACAUUUCUCUGCGGUAUAUAAACCACAAAGAUAGUCUCUUAGACAGUCUGCUGGUAUUCUACUCUCCAACCUCUGUAACUGUUCGAGAAGAACUUUCACUUUCAUAUUUAUCGCCUUUUUUGAAAUUCUAAAAAUAUUAGUUAUUUGUUGUUUUUAUGUUUACAUUAAAUAUUAUUAUAAGUUAAUUUAAUAAUAAGUUAAAGUCAUAUUUGAAUUUAAGUAAGUUGUAAUAUCUAACUUAAUUACUCAUUUUAUAGAAAGAUUGAAACAUUUGAUAAAAACAACCGAAUAAUGAGUGUGGGCUGCUUAUUUAAGUUUACCUUCUAUUUUAUUUAGGAGGAAUAUAUUUUGUAAACUGCUGGUGACAGUUUUUAUGUUGGUAACAUAUAAGCCCAAAGAAGCUAAUUAUCUUUGGUUCUUAUACUUCUGGUACAUGUUUUUAAAUUUAUAUAAGUUGCUUUUUUCAAUGUUUAAGCUUUUUGUAAAACUAUUAAACUCUACACCCGUCA